AUGUCACUAACCUUCGUUGCGCAACCCGAAAAUGAGGUCUCCUCGCCUUCAUUUCCUUGGCCCGAACACCGCCAUCUUUUUGAAACUAUAUGUGUGGCGGGGAAUAAUGCACUUGAAAUCCAUUUGAGACUAUUCCUCCUUCGCAGUUUGCUGGAAUUUUGUGAUACUGGUAUUCUUCCAGGAGUUCGUAUCCUCUAUGUGCAAGCUCAGGUCGGCACCGUGUAUACUCCGACUCUCGCUAUGAAGAUCCAAAUUCUCCAAAACCUCAAUAUUGUUCUUGAUAUGCUUUGUCACCCCAGUUUGCAGGUGGAAACGCUCUAUUUAUCUGGUCCCCUGUUCUAUUCUGACUGGUUUAUGCACCAACAAAUCACAAGAUCCUUCGGAAAUCUUCUUAAAUCCAACCAAUUGGUAUCGCUCAAGCUCAACAACGUAGAAAACCUCCCAAGGAACAUCCUCGACGGGACAUCAAUUGUAGAUUUGACUCUCAUUGCCUGUGAGGUAUCAAAUACGAUGACAUAUUCGAAUACCAAUGCCCUUCGACUCCCAAGCCUUGAAACCAUUGAGACCGACAAGUUAUCGGUUGUUCGGACAAUAUAUCCGGUCGGCCUCCAUUCAACGGAUGGUGAAGAACCUUCUCUGAAGAUCUUAUGCCUACGUAUCGACCAGACAGAUACUGCUGGGCCUCAGGUCCUCAAAGAAGAAUUUGAUAUUUUAGAAGAACACUUCUCAUCAAGCAUUGAGCGCCUAUGUGUCAUGUUUGAUCCAUGUGGUGCGUUCCAUAUCAUUACCUCGACUGUUUCAUUUUUUACUUAA
Psilocybe cubensis is the source of this 813-nucleotide messenger RNA. RefSeq lists its product as uncharacterized. Bases 1 to 813 code for a protein of 270 amino acids. The transcript has a single exon. Lineage: Eukaryota; Fungi; Basidiomycota; Agaricomycetes; Agaricales; Agrocybaceae. The record is from RefSeq and is a predicted model, not a curated record.